GACGUCUCGGGUGGAAACAUCGCAAAGACAUCGCGACUCACACGAGGGAAGGAAAAUGAGUGCCCUUUGUUUGUAAACGAUAGAAGCGGCGACAACGUAAACAAUCACCUCCCACUGUACGCCUCACGCACGCACGUUCGUUUACCACCCACCACGCCCCUUACUAUAGUUUUCAUUAGAGAUGCAAGAAACGAACCUGAAUCCGAUUGCCACGCUCAACGGAACCAAAGUGUUUCCCUCGAUAUCGCAACCGAAAGCUGUGGGAUGUUUCAGUGUCGGUCCCCAACGGGAGUUUAUUCCUUCCGGGGAAAAUUUAAAAUACCUGAGUUUGCCCAAAACGCGCCACAACGAUGAUGGCCACCACAGCAGCCGGUCGUUGCGGCUGGAUCUCAACGAAGGGUUCGAAAUCCGGGUGCCCAAGCCAGACAGUGCCAAGGAGGAACGCAUCGAUCAUCUGCUGCGAUUCAUCGUAGGAAAUUUGGACCGAUUGCGUUCCGGCGAAGUUGGCGGACCAAGGUCCAAGGUGUUGAACUGUGACUUCGUGUGCUUCCGGGGUCUGCUGCGGAUGGUGAUGUGUACUCCGUAUGAGCGGAGGACCAACUGGAUCAUCUUGGCGACACGGUACAGAGGAACGAUCUAUUUGUGCGCCAAGGACACACCGGAGAAGUUGCACGAGGAGGCUCACCAAACGGAGCAGCAAAAACGGUUCUGCUACUAUGGGUUCAAGUUUGAGCAGCAUGUCCUAACUGACCAUCCGAACAAUCGCAACCCAGAUACAACGGCCCCGGUCCAGGAAGCGGAAGAAUUCUGUGCCAUGUUCAGUACCACCCUGGAAAACAAACGUAUCCUAUACGGGGCGGAAAUGGAUGGCAUUCUGUCCGCGACCGAGCCACUCGAUAAGCACAACCUGUCCCCGGAACUUCUAAACCAGCAAGAAUUCGUCGAGGUGAAGGUGAAACGACGCGAAACGAACCAACGUCAGGCGGACAAUUUCUAUCGGUUCAAAACGCGCAACUGGUGGUGCCAGAGCUUUCUGGUGAACGUGGGAAAGAUUUUCGUUGGUUUGCGGGACGACCGAGGAAUUGUGGAUGAAAUCCGGGAGAUGAGCCUGAAGAAGCUGGACCGGGACUCCCGACAGUAUUGGUCGGCGUCCGUUUGCGUCAGCUUUGGAUCGCAGUUUUUGAGUCAAGUGGCUGAAGUUAUGCAAGGGGUUGACUGCAAGCAUACAGUUUAUAGAUUUGAGUACGACUCGAGCAGAUUUAGAAACAUAUUUUACAGUGUCCAGAGCGGGAAUGCGGAAUCAUUUCUACCCGAUUGGUAUUGUACCGAGGUCAAAUGAUGCAACCGUAGGUAAGAAUUUAAAUUGAAAAUAAAGCUCGAUAUUUAUUUAAUUUGUUUAAAAAUUA
Aedes albopictus (Asian tiger mosquito) is the source of this 1406-nucleotide messenger RNA. RefSeq names its product decapping nuclease DXO homolog. NCBI's taxonomy places the organism in Eukaryota, Metazoa, Arthropoda, Insecta, Diptera, Culicidae. Gene Ontology annotation, molecular function: mRNA 5'-diphosphatase activity. Gene Ontology annotation, biological process: NAD-cap decapping; nuclear-transcribed mRNA catabolic process. The record is from RefSeq and is a predicted model, not a curated record. Bases 182 to 1339 code for a protein of 385 amino acids. Gene Ontology annotation, cellular component: cytosol; nucleus. The transcript is spliced from 2 exons.